UUGGGCACUAGCUUCGCGGCGGGGGGGUUGGGAAUGCUGCCGCAGUAGUGGUGCUCUUGCGUAAAAAAAUUUCCCGAUACUUCGCCCUUUUCUCGAAAGAAGGAAGGCAGGAAAACCGCCGUUACUCAGACGCAAUGUCCAACUCACGCGGCGAAUGUUUACCGUGCGGGAUUUAUUGACACCUCAUUGACUGACGUUGGCCCACAGCUGACAGACGUCAGUUUAAAAUGCGUUCGUCAGAAUUUGUUCCGUUCGCCGAAAAAGUUACGCCACGAGCUCACGACUCCGCGAUUCCGUAACCCCGUGUAGCCGCGUUCCGCACCGCAUAUCAUCGGCAUUGUCGUCGCAUUUUCGAGCACCUUUAUCACGAUCCUCGAAAAAAAUUCACCGAGUGUAAUUAACCGCGAGAUCGCGCCUCCCCAGUUGACCCUCACCAAUUUUCGGAGACACAGUAGAUGACCCAGUGCGUUUCAAUGAAACGAAAAUUUACAGGCCUUCAGCCAAUGCUGCGUGUGUAUUUUUAGCAAUAUCUGACUCUCACCAACUCUGUGAUGAAACAUGAGUUACGUUGAUUGAUAGAUUCCUUCCCCGUUACGUCGGUGUAAAACUAUUUUUUCCCUAAUAUAAUUACUCGGUGCAUCGCUUUUCCACAUUCGCAAGUAACUCUGCAUAAGAAUAAAAAAAAUCGAGAUAUUUUAUCCCCCAAACAACAAGAGGUACAUCCGUUGUAAUAAAAUUUUUCUAAAUCUUGAAACAGUUGUAUUUGCCUCACUGAUUUAAUGUAGAAUAUAAUACCUAGCGGCCAAAUAAACACAAAAGCAGUCUUUGACACUCGAUUAGUUUUUACACGCAAUUUUGACAGUGAAAAAACAAAAAAAGUUUACAACUCGUAACUCUAAUAAAUCUAUCAAGCUGUAUGAAUUUAUUUUUCAGUAGACGCUAAGAGCAACACUGGUGCGAAUAAGUUUAGUUAGGAAAUACAGGGCACACUUAUAAAUCCGUCCGUCAAAUACGUUGAUACAAAUAAUACAAUAUCUGUCAAGAAAACGAACAUUAUAAUCAAGUUUAUAUAUUGAAGAAAAUGCGAGUAAAAUGAAUUCAGAGUAUAUAGAAAAGCUGGAUACCUCCAACGGCAACGCUUUACUCGCUCAAUAAACAGCACGCAACGAGGUAUUUCUUGCUCCGAAAAGCUUGUACGGUUUAUUUUUGAGAUAUUUUAGAACACGGGUUCGAUUGAAAAAAACAUUCACGUCGAUGAGCAGAUGCGCAUAUUGAGAACUUAGGGGCCAGCAGGGGCGAUGCCCCCUGGUGCAGACGGGGGCUCGGAGGGCCCUUCGUGCUCCGAAGCUCACAAUGGUCAGGAGCCAGCGCUGACUAAGCCUCAACCCUUGUUAUCGCCCAUUCAGCGUUGCUACAGACAUCUCAAGAGUUCGGGAGUCGGCGAAGCCAGCGUUUAUCAUGCCCUCGUCGUCAUAUUCCUGGAGUUCUUUGCCUGGGGGCUGUUGACGAUGCCCAUUAUCGCCGUUCUCAACAAGACAUUCCCCGAUCACACCUUUCUGAUGAACGGUCUGAUAAUGGGCAUCAAAGGUAUUCUCUCGUUCCUCUCCGCUCCAUUGAUCGGCGCGCUCUCCGACGUUUGGGGAAGGAAAUUCUUCCUGCUUAUCACUGUAGCUUUUACCUGUGCACCUAUACCGCUCAUGAGCAUAAAUACAUGGUGGUUUUUCGCCAUGAUUUCAAUCAGCGGAGUAUUCGCCUGCACAUUCUCGGUCGUCUUUGCUUACGUCGCUGACGUCACUGAGGAGAGCGAACGUUCUCUGGCUUAUGGUUUGGUGUCUGCCACGUUUGCAGCUAGCAUGGUAAUCAGCCCUGCGCUCGGUUCGUACCUGAUGGAAGUUUACGAACAAAAUUUCCCUGUUGCUUUGGCGACUGCCAUCGCUAUCCUGGAUGUUUUCUUUAUAUUGGUUGCUGUGCCAGAAAGCUUGCCCGAAAAAGCUCGACCUCCAGCCCCCAUUUCCUGGGAACAAGCGGAUCCCUUCGCAGCCUUGGGAAAGGUGGGCAAAGAUCACACAAUUUUGAUGCUAUGUGUCACCGUAUUCCUGAGUUAUUUGCCUGAAGCAGGCCAGUAUAGCUGUAUAUUUGUCUACCUUAAAUUAGUAAUGGGUUUCUCUGCCACAAUGGUCGCAGUAUUUAUAGCGGUAGUUGGAAUAUUAAGUGUCUGUGCACAAAUAAUACUUGGGCCUCUGAUGAAGACCCUCGGAAGCAAGCAUACGAUUAUGCUCGGUCUUCUCUUUGAGAUGCUACAGCUGAUGUGGUACGGAUUUGGUUCGCAGACAUGGAUGAUGUGGGCUGCCGGAGGUCUCGCUUCAGUUUCAAGCAUCACGUAUCCUGCAAUAUCAGCCUUUGUUUCGAUGCAUUCAGAUGCUGAUAAGCAAGGUCUUGUCCAGGGAAUGGUUACUGGUAUGCGAGGUCUCUGUAACGGCCUUGGACCCGCGAUGUUCGGUGUAAUAUUCUACCUCUUUCACGUCGAUCUGAACGACGACUCCUCGAGCUCACCCAGAAAUGCCCCAAAACCGCCGUCAUCGGGUGACGCGAAUGGAACAUCGUCAAAUACGCAUUUCGAGGUAAUUCCACAGUUCAUACCAGGACCGCCAUUCGUCUUUGGAGCUUUCCUGGUAAUCUGCGCGCUCCUCGUCGCCGCGUUUAUACCCGAAUCAGGAUCGUCCAUGCUCGGAUCGACGCAUCCCUCUGGAUCCCGGAGGCCCUCCGGUAAAUACGCAUAUCAAAAAUGCCUUUCAUUGGACGUUCAUUACGAGACGGAGAGAGUGGCUGGCUCAAGGGGAAAAGUUGGACCAUUGUCACCACUGGUUGACAAUUCAAACUCAGCUGCUCUAUAACCAAUCUCAUAUCUUAGGAGAGAUGUGCUGCGAAUGACGAAGAUGAAAAAAUAUGCAGGAUGUGUUUAUAACACAUCAUAAUAUCGAUAUCUACUAUUGUUGGAUCGCCGUGAUACACCCCCCACCCCCCCACCUCCAAUCAUUACGGUGGAAAAAACAAUACAUUUAAUUACUUUUUUUUACAUCUAGAAUACAUUUGGUUGUGAGAUUGGCUAUAAAUCGAGAGAGCGCGGUGAGACGUCGAGUGCUGGAAGCCAAUUAAAACGUAUUAUUAUAGAAUACUUUCUAUAUAUAUAUAUUUUUUUUUUUUUUUUUUUUUCAAAUCGCUAUUUUGCCAACAUCUACGAGAUAAUAACACGCUAAGUAAGAAUAAAGGUAUGAUUUCUAUCCUGCAAAGAGCCGAUUCAAGUAUUUCAGUUUUCUUAUUUGUUGGUAGAAUUCUUACCGAUCAUUUUUACUGACGCGAUACGUUUGAAGAAGUGUUUUUAUUGUUGCAAGAAUAAGCUGCACAAGCUUGUGAAUAGACAGACAGAUACACAGCCUAUUAUUGACUGUCGUGAAAUUGUACAAAAUCAUAAUACCCUACUCCUUAUUUGGCAGGAAUACUAGCUGACGUCCAUUGCUUUUCCUGUUGUUGCUAUACGCUUAGCCAUAGAGAUGAAGAUGAAAAGAUGACGAUGAAAAUUCGGUAUAACGUUGAUAAAAAUACGAAUAAAAAUUGCGAUCAGUAUUUCCGUUAAA
Diprion similis is the source of this 3635-nucleotide messenger RNA. Its product is annotated as hippocampus abundant transcript 1 protein. Lineage: Eukaryota; Metazoa; Arthropoda; Insecta; Hymenoptera; Diprionidae. Gene Ontology annotation, cellular component: membrane. Gene Ontology annotation, molecular function: transmembrane transporter activity. Gene Ontology annotation, biological process: transmembrane transport. The transcript has 7 exons. The coding region runs from base 1299 to 2894 and encodes 531 amino acids. The record is from RefSeq and is a predicted model, not a curated record.